Molecule: messenger RNA, 675 nt
Organism: Trypanosoma brucei brucei TREU927
Lineage: Eukaryota; Euglenozoa; Kinetoplastea; Trypanosomatida; Trypanosomatidae
Exons: 1
Coding region: 1-675 (224 amino acids)
Source: RefSeq, a predicted model, not a curated record
AUGGAGAUUCCCGGUGUAUUUUCAGACAUACCACGCUGGGAGUACAGCAGCCCGAUCUACGGCAACCCACAACCACUGGUCGCGGCAAUGCCCACGGCUCAGGCUGCGCCAUUUGCGUUACUGCAGCAGCAAAUGGCUGUGUGGCCACCAGCAGCAGCCCCGGCUGCUGUGGCGCUCCUGCCCAGUGCCCAUAUUGGCUCAACCUCAGAACUGAUAACUCCCCUGAGCGCCACCUUCCCUCAGUGCGUAAUGUUGGUAAGUCCAACGCAGGGGACGUUUGAUACCUCCUUCCCCGAGACUGUGAUGGCCAGGGAGUUUACCACCCCACCGGUGCAACCUGUCUACGGUGUUGUUCCUACCGGGGACAACUUUGGGGCAGUGUCGAGAGAAUUCUCAGCCUUCCUGCGGGGAGAGCAUUGCUCGUACUCCACGGGACAGUGCGCUCCCAGUGGGAAUGUGAUUUCCAAGGGUGAUCGCGUAGUGAGUGUUCGCAACUUCAGCUGCAUUCUUGGUUCCAGCCACGAAAAGGACGUGGUGGGUGACACGGCUAUUCCACCCCUUGCACAGACGCGGCCCCGACCCUGCCAUAUUCCCCGGCAUCUUUUGUCCUCGGCAACCUCUAAUUCAUGUUUUACUACCAAAACCGCUAUGGUCGGGAUGGCUUCGGCGUGCUGA